GUUGGUUUUUCAAACACGGUGAUGACAUCUUGUGUCUAUGCCCCAGUGAGUUGGGUUGCACUGAUCAGAGGUCACCGGGAGAUGCUGCUGUUGCGUUGCUCUUAGAGGAUUUAUGGUUUAUUCCCCCACACAGAGGAAUCGGACUCCUGAGUUCCAUGCCCAUUUGCUUAGGUUUUUGCCCUGGGAUCUAAUUUGGCAGCAAUCAACACAAUGUCCUACCCCCUGAGUCACUUUCCAGGAGACGUCCCCCUAAGAAAGAUCUCCCCUCUUUCUCCAAAAGUCUCCACGUGUGCUGACCAAUGGCUCAAUGCAAGAAUGAAGGCAUUAGCGACUACUUCUGCCUUCCAAACUACGGUGAUAGAAGACCAGAAUACACAGGAGGCUGUGGACUCAAAACAUCCACUGGACUAUCUGUCAAGGAAAAGAGAGAAUGAUCGGCUUUCUGGUGUUAUAAAGCAAAGGAAGAGGCAACUGCCAAAGAGCACACUGGUGAAAAAUAUUUCCGCUAUAAAGCCAAAUAAAUGUCCAAUGGGGUGUAAGGAUCUAGCAGAUAUAUUAGAUCUUAUUGCAAGAAACUGCUGCAGGAACAUUAUCGUUAUGGCUGGAGCCGGGAUAAGCACAGCUAGUGGGAUACCGGAUUUUAGAUCACCUGGCUCAGGAAUCUAUGACAACCUGCAAAAGUAUGACAUUCCAUACCCGGAAGCCAUUUUUGACAUCAACUACUUUGUAUGUAACCCAAAGCCUUUCUUCCACCUGGCCAAGGAACUGUACCCCGGGAAGUACAAACCCAACCUCGUCCACUACUUUGUAAGGCUGCUGCACGACAAAGGUCUGUUGCUGAGAUGUUACACCCAGAAUAUUGAUGGCCUAGAAAGAUUGGCUGGCAUUCCUGUUGAAAGAAUCGUCGAAGUGCAUGGCACCUUCUCAUCAGCAUCUUGCAGCUUGUGCUACACCCCAUUCCCAGCUAAUGAAGCCAAGGAGUUGAUCUUUGAUGGGAUCCAUCCCUGCUGUACGUUCUGUUCUGGGCCUGUGAAACCAGAUAUUGUGUUCUUUGGAGAAGACCUGCCAAAAACCUUCACCCAAGCUUACCAGGACUUUCCCAAGGCUGACCUCCUGAUUAUUAUGGGGACGUCAUUGAAGAUCCAACCAUUUGCCAGCUUGGUGAAUAUUGUUAAACCUAGCAUUCCGCGGCUUUUAAUUAACAGGGAAAAAGUUGGUCCCUUUGCAAAGAAACGCUUACGGAGGAGAGAUGUAGCGGAAUUAGGUGACCUAUGUGACAUCACCCAUACAAUGGUUAACGGGUUAUGUUGGGAAGAGGAACUAGAGAAACUAAUGAAAUCCCCCACGGAGCAGGCAACUGGACACUAACUUCAACUGAGAAUAUCAGCAUUGUAUCCUGCCUUUCUGCCACACCCCUGAUCCAAAGAAGCUCCACCCCCGGCAGGCAAAUAUUGUCUAUUAGAAGAACUGAGGAUGGAAAAACAUAUAGCUUCCCACCAGAGACUUAUUUUAUAUUUCUUGGAUACUGGAGGAAGGAGACGUUUACAUUACAACAUGCUGCUGGGCUUUUGUUACAAAUGUAUGUAAAAUAUAUAUAUUUAUUUAUAAUAGUGAUGUUUAUUUAUAUUGAACCCCUUUUUUAUGAAUUUUAGAAAGAUUUGGGAAUAAAACGGUUUUAAUGAA
Xenopus laevis (African clawed frog) is the source of this 1683-nucleotide messenger RNA. It is a transcript of the gene sirt3.2.L, whose product is annotated as sirtuin (silent mating type information regulation 2 homolog) 3, gene 2 L homeolog. Lineage: Eukaryota; Metazoa; Chordata; Amphibia; Anura; Pipidae. The coding region runs from base 211 to 1368 and encodes 385 amino acids. The transcript has 9 exons. The record is from RefSeq and is a predicted model, not a curated record. Gene Ontology annotation, biological process: chromatin remodeling. Gene Ontology annotation, molecular function: NAD+ binding; histone deacetylase activity, NAD-dependent. Gene Ontology annotation, cellular component: nucleus.